CGAGCUGCGAACCUGUCCUACCAUAACAUCAGUGUGCAGACCGAGGAGCACACAGGGGGGCUGACGACCUUGUUUCUGGACACUUUUUGUAAGGGGAAGAGCGACUUUUCUCGGAUCUUCUGACCUGUCUGUGUUCGCCACAAACUGACUGACGAACACACCUGCUGUCAGGGGAACAAUGAGGGUCCCGAUAACGUGCACUCUGCUUCUCCUGUGGCCGCUGUUGGGCUCCUGUCUCCCGGCGCGCACCUCCGAGCAGACCAGGCUGGUCUUCGUGGAGCGCUUAAACCACCCAAAUGUCGGAUUUAACUGGAAAAAUGUCACCUGCCCCAUGUGCAAAGUUAUCUUCACCAUCCUUGACAUCGCCCUCCUGAGUGAUGUCAAUGAGGAGCGGGUGGCAAAAGCAGUAGGUGAGGCGUGUAUCCGCCUUCAUCUGGCCGACGAGCAGGUCUGUCGACAAAUAACCGAACUGUUCAGGGACGACUUCAUCCGGGCUCUGCAGGAGUCCUUGCUGUGGCCCUCUGAAGCGUGUGCCAUUCUGGUGGGGCCUUCCUGCGGGAAAUUUGACAUCUAUGCACCCUGGAACAUCAGCUUGCCCAAGGUUCCUAAACCACCUGUUACACCACCCUCCCCUCCCAAACCAGGUUCUCCACAGAGCCGGGUCCUGUUCCUAACAGACAUUCAUUGGGACAAGGAGUAUGACGUUGGCAGCAGCGCAGACUGUAAGGACCCUCUGUGCUGUCGUAAUGACUCGGGCUCUUCCAGGUGGAGACGGAGGGAGGCUGGUUACUGGGGAACCUACAGUAAGUGCGACCUGCCUCUGUGGACUGUGGAGAACCUCUUGGAGAACGCUGCCAAAGCCGGUCCCUGGGACUGGGUGUAUUGGACCGGAGACAUUCCUGCGCACAAUGUUUGGUCCCAGACCAGGAAACAGCAGCUGUCAGAGCUGACAAUCAUCACCAGGCUCAUCCACAAACACCUGGGACCUAAUGUGACGGUUUACCCUGCCAUAGGAAACCAUGAGAGUACGCCAGUGAACAGCUUUCCACCACCGUUUAUUCAUGGCAACAGAUCCUGCUCCUGGCUCUUUGAUACAAUGGCUGAAGAAUGGGCACCAUGGCUGCCGGAGCAGGCUUUGAAGACUUUGAGGUAUGGAGGAUUCUUCACAGUUGAGGUCCAGCCCGGUUUAAGGGUGGUCUCCCUCAACAUGAACUUUUGUGCUCGAGAGAACUUCUGGCUGAUGGUGAACUCUACAGAUCCUGCCAACCAGCUGCAGUGGCUUGUCCAUAUUCUCCAGGACAGUGAGGACAAGGGAGAGAAGGUUCAUAUCAUUGGUCACAUCCCACCAGGACUGUGUCUUGGCAGCUGGAGCUGGAACUACUAUCAUAUUGUUAACAGGUAUGAAAGUACCAUUUCUGGACAGUUUUUUGGACAUACACACAUGGAUGAGUUCCAGAUGUUUUAUGACGAGGCGACAAUGUCCCGCCCAUUGGGAGUGGCAUUUAUUGCGCCUAGUGUCACCACUUAUGUAAAUCUAAACCCAGGUUACCGUGUCUACUAUGUAGAUGGGAGCUACAAAGGCAGCUCUCGGCUGGUUUUAGACCAUGAAACCUACAUCCUGAACCUGACAGAGGCCAACCACAGUCCAGGAGAGAAAGGUGGCCCAGAACAGAACCCCACGUGGACACUGCUGUACCGUGCCACUGAGGCCUACGGUCUGACCACUCUGUUUCCGUCUGACUGUGACGGCCUAAUGCAGACAUUUCUCAAAGAUGACAAGAUCUUCCAGAAGUUCUGGUACUUACGACAUAAAGGACAUGUUUCAGAGCCCUGCCAUGAGACAUGCAAAACCACAACACUGUGCUUUUUGCGGAGCGGGCGUUACGAUGAGCUCGAGCAGUGUGACCUCGCCCAUGGUUUCGGGGGAGACUUAGCCCGGGCUGCCAGAAAAACUCUUUGUUGACCUUCAUACAGAAGUUUGGACAAAGUGAAUGGGUGAGGUUAGAGCAAUUAGACCAAAUAUAAAAUUGAACCAAAAUUUCUGUUGCUGAUGGGUCUGAUUGGUUGGUAUUUGUUGGGUAACAUUAAGUCACUUUAUUGAACUUUGCAUUGAGUCCAAAAAGUUCUGCCUUUUUAUCAGUCAUGUCUUUAAACAGACAUUUGUGACUGGAAUUUACAGCAUGCCUUCUGUUUGUUAACUGCUGUUUUGCAAUGCCAGUUGUGUAAAGACAGCUUCAAUGAUGUUCUGUUUACUUGUUGAAAGUUGUUGAGAUUUUGGCAGUUCUUCUGUCCUGGGUGCCUUGUUUAAGGGAGAGUAAUGUUUAUAUCAAUCCAAUAUCAUUUUGCAAACUGCUCUACAGAAAAGCACUCCAUCUUGUUGAGGGAAUUAGGAUUGAUUCCAUAAAAUUUGGGGUUCGCUCUGAAUUACAGAUCACUGUUACACUGUCAUAUUCGCUGGGAUUUAAGGUUUGUUUAAUGAUGCAAUCGUCUGAUACUGAAUCUUGGAAGAUUAUUGGACAUCAGUCAUGACCUCAGGUAUGAACUUUUGUAGGGUUACCAUAUGGCACACAAUACUUUUGUCAGUCUCUUAUCUGCAUCGUAGUUGAAUUUGUGGUCACUUAAGUUUGUAAAUAAUCUCUCAUGAUGUACAGCACCAUCUGCCUCAGCAAAAAAGGUCUUCACACCUGGAAAAACAGUAUUUCUCUCUGAGGUUUACUUCUGUCUGCACUUUAAGUUUUUGUUUGCUCGUUUAUAAAUGAGUUAAUAGAGAACAUGUUUGGUAAGCCCAAGCUGUGACACACAGGAAGUUUCACAUAUCUUUGUCUGAUACCUGAGAACUUACUGCAACUUGUAAAAAAUGAGAAAUAAUUUAAAGAGAUUGUGAAUUAAAGUAAUAAUCUGAUGCUUAUAUA
This is a messenger RNA of Labrus mixtus (cuckoo wrasse), 2912 nucleotides long. It is a transcript of the gene smpd1, whose product is annotated as sphingomyelin phosphodiesterase 1. Gene Ontology annotation, biological process: ceramide biosynthetic process; sphingomyelin catabolic process. NCBI's taxonomy places the organism in Eukaryota, Metazoa, Chordata, Actinopteri, Labriformes, Labridae. The transcript is spliced from 9 exons. Gene Ontology annotation, cellular component: lysosome. Gene Ontology annotation, molecular function: acid sphingomyelin phosphodiesterase activity. Bases 179 to 1963 code for a protein of 594 amino acids. The record is from RefSeq and is a predicted model, not a curated record.